Messenger RNA from Strongylus vulgaris, 708 nucleotides. Lineage: Eukaryota; Metazoa; Nematoda; Chromadorea; Rhabditida; Strongylidae. The record is from the annotation of a GenBank genome assembly.
AUGCGCGACGCUCAGCAUGUAAUCGGAUGGCUAAAUCCAUCGUCUCAAUGUGAGAUUACGACGGACUGCGAGGACAGUGAUGAGGCCGCGGAAUAUGAUCGAAUAGGCUUGUUCAGGGAAAUAGAUCUUGAAUCAGAUCAUCGUGAUUUUCUCGUUGAUAUAGCAUACUAUCCGAUUACUACAGCGACAGAUUGGUUGUCACUAGGUGGCUAUCGUGCGUUUACAAUCACUAAUCUUUUCCUAAUAGAAAUUUUCUAUAACGAUCGGCUGGCUACAGAAGUUCUUCCUCUUUCUGCUUACCUAGUUGCAGUAACUGUAUCGAAACGCAAAAUUUGUCGUGACCAGCUCGAAGUGCUUUCUGUGGCUGCUGUACGUUUAGCAUCCAAAAUUGAGUCACAGUACGCUCUUAAUCCUGAGAUGUGCGAAGAAUUUGAUUUUUCGAAACUUAAUAAAAUGGAAAGAGAUAUCUGCCGGGCAACAGACUUUCAGUUCCAUCGCUGCAGUGCGCUCUUCUUUAUGCGUAUAAUACAGAAACUUGUAGAGCGACACUCAUGGCAAUGGAAGUUUGCCAAGAUUGCUAGCCAGCUGGCAGGUUGCCAGAUGGAAUUAGCCAUGUUGCGGCCAACACUUCUUGCCGGAGUUGUAAUGCGCUUAUGUUGCCUUCUUGUCAGUGACGAUGAAUGGGCCAUCUUCCACUACUACAUCUGA